This is a messenger RNA of Calidris pugnax (ruff), 6602 nucleotides long. It is a transcript of the gene ACVR1B, whose product is annotated as activin A receptor type IB. Gene Ontology annotation, cellular component: activin receptor complex; plasma membrane. The record is from RefSeq and is a predicted model, not a curated record. Gene Ontology annotation, biological process: nervous system development; activin receptor signaling pathway; cellular response to growth factor stimulus. Gene Ontology annotation, molecular function: activin binding; ATP binding; activin receptor activity, type I. NCBI's taxonomy places the organism in Eukaryota, Metazoa, Chordata, Aves, Charadriiformes, Scolopacidae. The coding region runs from base 2152 to 3594 and encodes 480 amino acids. The transcript has 9 exons.
UGCUUGGGGAGGAACGUGGCUGUAGCCAUGGUGGAUGUGUAUCCUGGGCUUUUUCAUAGUAAAAAUAAAGAGUCUACUCCUGGCUGUGCAAGGGAGGCUGGAGCUGGACUCCAGUGCUUGCCCGGGGAUCUGACCAUCUUUCCUAAAAUUCGAGAGUGCCUGCCUGUAGCCUGGAGAGGCUCUGGAAAGCCUCGAGUGUCUCUCCUGAAAGGUGUAGCAGAAGUACACGUGUGUGCUGAAGCCUUAAUUUUCUUUGUUUGCGCUACUCUCCUUACCGUAAGGAGUUUUGAGGUGCAAACAUAAGAAUUGCUGUUAAAAAAGAGUAGUUAUCUCAGAGGGGGAACAUCAUCUGGCACCACCAGGAGGUGAACUGAGGCUGUGUCUGUGGGGCUGCCUCUCAGCAGGAAACUUCUGCUCUGCACAGGACAGAUACCCAUCUUCUUCCUCUGUCCCUGUGCACCAGGUAUCAUACCUUGCAGGUAAACUGAUUUUUUUAAAUUAUUUUUUAAUGCUAGAAAUGAAACAACCAGCUCCUCUGCUUUCUUUCUCAGAGGGAUGCUUAAGUUUCAGGCCAGGUACUUAGUUUCAGUAAGAAGUUUACAAAACCAGUUUUGUUAGUGCAUUGAAGUGUUUUGUUUUGUUUACUUCGGAGCUUCUGAAAGCAAAACUGCCAUAGCACAUGCCUUGGGUCUGAGACCUUAGAAAUGAGUCUAACAGGAACAAAGCUCAGUUUUGCUGUAUCUAAGUCAAGUUGAAAAGAGCCUAUAUGGUGAAACGUGUGGUUUAAAUGUUUUUAAUUUGUACCUUGAGUUUUUGAUAAAGUAACAAAUGAGAUGCUUUAAAACACUCUUUCCUUUUAAGCGUUCUUGAAGGUAGGAAUGUGCCCUGGCUGCUCCUUCCUUUCUCGUGUUUUCAUAAAAACUCCAUUAUAGACAACCUUUGUUCCCCCAAGUGUGCAUAUUUUUCAGAAGAAUUGUCUUUUCUGUGCUCUGCUGACCACUGGAAAACAGCGUGCUCGAAGCUGUUUGUCAAGUUGAACAUUAGUGGGUUUUUUUUCCUUUCAUUAUAAAGUUUCCCCUUAAAAGCGACGUAAUCGAUGGGUGCGAUGGUCUCAAUCCUCAACACGGAUCAGUCUCAGGAUCUUCCCUGUCCCUUUUCCAUCCUCUGUUCCUUUUCCUUGGCCUGGGCUAAGCACGUAGUAGGAAGCUACAUUUGCUUGUGAUGCUUUUUGACGAUGUCUCACCUAACAGCUCUUUGGGGUUUUACUGGCUUUUUGCUGCUGGUUCAGCUUUGAGGGUCCAAAACUCAGCAGUGUCUGCGUUUGGCCCGUCUGAACCACCACAGCCCCCCUCCGAGCUGUGGAGCAGCUCCCAACAGCAGCUCGGAAAUGGAGAACGCAGUGUCCAGAGAGAAUUGAAUCCUAAGUCAAUUAGCCCAACUGAUUUUCCUAGGACGCUGGAGAUAAGGGAUAAUGGGUGUCUUCCUCCUAAACGGAGAACCCUGAGGUUGAUCAGGACCUGCUCGUUCUUCGUUAAGCUCAAGUGAGGUGCCCUCAGCAGUGUGUUAGCUGGGAGGGAGAGGCUCUUCCAGUGCCAGGAAUGAAUAUCCUUGAAUGCUGAUGCUUCUUAAGUCUGCUGGUUGCCAGAGAUGGUGACUGAGGGCUCGGCACUUCCCCUGCCCUGCAGGAAGGUGCCCGACACGCACGAGUGUUGACAGUGACUUUCAUUUGUGUCUUUAAACCGAGAGGGUACAAGCAGACAGAGAGGAUUCAGCUAUCGGGCUGGGGAGAGUUAACUGUGGCGCUUGUUUCUUUUAAAACCCUUCUUCAGACUCUCUCUCUACCUGAAAGACCAUUUCUGCAGCGGGUAAGUACAUGUUUCUGAAUCCCUCCGGGGAGGCUGAAAGAUCUGAUGAAAGCUGAAGAAAAUACUGUGUGCUGCUAAACAAGCCCCACCCUUCUUCUUGACAUUGUUGUGUUCGCCCUUUGUUCCCAAGGAUGGCGAUGCCAGGGGAUUUGCUUACAGUUUUUCAGGCAGCUUGAGAAAAGCACAACGACAGCUGGGAGGCGGAAAAAUGUGGGAAUCUGCCUCGGAGUUUCUCCUUCGCUCUUUGCCCAAAUAAUCUUCACGGAGAGCAGGCAAAAAGCCAGGAAUGUAUUUGACCCAAGCUUUGACAUGUUUGUGCUCCGACUGCAAACAAGCCAACUCCACCUGUGAGACCGAUGGCGCGUGCAUGGUCUCCGUCUUCAACCUGGACGGCGUCAAACAUCACGUUCGGACCUGCAUCCCUGAAGCAAAAUUGAUUCCUGCUGGGAAACCCUUCUAUUGUCUGAGUUCAGAAGAUCUGCGUAAUACUCACUGCUGCUACUCUGAUUUUUGCAACAAAAUUGAUUUGAUGGUUCCCAGUGGACACCUGAAAGAUAAUGAACCUCCAUCAAGCUGGGGUCCUGUGGAGCUGGUGGCAGUGAUUGCUGGACCUGUCUUCCUUGUGUUUGUUGUCAUGAUCAUAGUGGUCUUUAUUUUUCAUCACCACCAACGGGUCUAUCACAACCGUCAGCGGCUGGACAUGGAAGACCCCUCUUGUGAAAUGUGCCUGUCGAAGGAUAAGACCUUGCAAGAUCUCGUCUACGAUCUCUCCACCUCUGGCUCUGGUUCAGGUUUGCCGCUUUUUGUCCAACGGACUGUGGCUCGGACAAUUGUCCUUCAGGAGAUCAUUGGGAAGGGCCGUUUCGGGGAAGUGUGGCGUGGCAGGUGGCGUGGAGGCGACGUGGCUGUAAAGAUCUUCUCUUCACGUGAGGAGCGGUCCUGGUUUAGGGAAGCAGAAAUCUAUCAAACCGUGAUGCUGCGACACGAGAACAUCCUGGGGUUCAUCGCUGCCGAUAACAAAGAUAACGGAACGUGGACUCAGCUGUGGCUCGUCUCCGACUACCACGAGCACGGGUCUCUCUUCGACUACCUGAAUCGAUACACGGUGACUAUCGAGGGCAUGAUCAAGCUCGCCCUGUCUGCUGCUAGUGGGCUGGCCCAUCUGCACAUGGAGAUCGUGGGUACUCAGGGAAAGCCUGGGAUUGCUCACAGGGACCUGAAAUCCAAGAACAUCUUGGUGAAGAAGAACGGCACGUGUGCCAUCGCUGACCUCGGCCUGGCCGUCCGGCACGACUCGGUUACGGAUACAAUUGAUAUUGCACCAAAUCAAAGGGUUGGAACCAAACGAUACAUGGCCCCUGAAGUCCUGGAUGAAACCAUUAACAUGAAGCAUUUUGAUUCAUUUAAAUGUGCUGAUAUCUAUGCCUUGGGCUUGGUCUACUGGGAGAUUGCUCGGAGGUGCAAUGCAGGAGGUAUCCACGAAGAGUAUCAGCUUCCCUACUACGACCUGGUACCCUCUGAUCCUUCUAUCGAGGAGAUGCGGAAGGUCGUAUGUGAUCAGAAAUUACGGCCCAAUAUCCCGAACUGGUGGCAAAGCUACGAGGCGCUGCGGGUGAUGGGUAAGAUGAUGCGGGAGUGCUGGUACGCCAACGGGGCGGCUCGGCUCACCGCCCUCCGCAUUAAGAAAACCCUCUCACAGCUCAGCGUCCAGGAAGAUGUGAAAAUCUAAAGUUCUGAGCCCCCAGCAGGAGGAAACUGCACAAAAGUUGCCAUGCUAGAGUAGACAUGUGACGGAGGCCUACCUCGUGUUUCUGCCCAAUCUACUGCUACCAACCAGACAGCAUGACCUACAGGCUGCUCGGUGGGGUGACGGAGCCCUAUUGGAUAGCUCUUUGCCCUGCUUGGGUAUGAAACAAUCAGAAACCUUUUAUGAUCACCUCCUGACAGUGUGAAGACUCGAGAGGGACUUAAACCUGAGGGAUCUCAGCCACGAUCGUAAUCCUUGUCUCUUUAACGGAAAUCCCUGUAAAGUUGAGCGCGCGGCGCAGCCCUCGGCCGCAGUUGGGGCCGGGGUGUGAGGUGCUGGGAGUGGGAAGGGAAAGGGAAAGUUUUUCUUGCCGUGUUCUGAGGAUUUUUUUCCAGGGACUGGCGGCACGUUCAUGCAGAAAAAGCGUUUGCAAAAACAAAUGGUGCUCCCUUCUGAGAGGCUGAGCCUGAACAGUUUAUCAGCUUCACGAAACCGUUUCCCUCCUUUUUCUUAAGCUUGAAAAAACCCGAAGUCGAAGCCCAGGACUCUGACUGGCUGUCAGUGUGUGCAGUGGUGUAUGCAUGCGCGAGGCGCGCGUGUCCCCCGUGCCUGUUCAUCUCCUCCCCUCGAUGUGCGGUGUCUGCCCGUAGGGUGGCUCAUCUCUUGUUCGUGCUUUCUGUGCAUGUGCAAAUCUUAGAGUGUCCUUUUUUUGAGCUGUGCGCGCUGGUGCUCUCCUUGUCGAGUCGUGAGCAUUGUCUGGCUUGGACAGGCUGCUUGAAACCAGGUCCUUAGCUCUGCCAUGGGUGCUGUGGCCUCGCCGUCGCUACGCCGGCUGCAGGAACUUCCCAUCAGGUUGCCUCACUGCCACCCCCUCCCUUUUUUUUUUUUUUUUAACAAAACAAAUGAGGAACUGACUUCACUCCUGGAAUCCAGGGUUUUUUUGUUGUCUCAAGCUCCCGGGGUUUGUAAUUCUUGGUAGGGUGGAAAGAGAGAGGGGAUGUCCCUGGAGCUGAGCUGGGUGUCGGAGGUGGAGCAGGCACUGCCUGGCUGGAAGGAGAUGGGACAUGGGGAGCUGCAGGAAUGUGAUUCCCAAAUCCACCAUCCAGGCACCCCCGGGGCCGGGGCUGCUCUGCACCUCCCAGAGGCACUCGGUGCCCAGCGGGGUCCGACAGUGAGGUGCAGGUUUGGAAAUCCCAUCUUUUUUUUUUUUUUUUUUUUAAUAUACGUAUAUAAAUAUCUCAUAAUCUGGAAAUGGCUGUGUAUAACUCGUGGGGUGGGGGGAACUGCAUGAAUUUUCUUUCGAUGAAAAGCCAGAUCAGGGUGAGUUUGACUGUUGUCUGCAGCAGCUGAGGCCGGGGUCUGUCGUUCGAGGCAAUCUGGGAAGUGCUGGUUGUGUGGUGGUUAGGUCAGUAUCUAUGGUAUAGAACUCUGAAGCCAUAAAUUUUAACUGGAGUGGUUUUGAUUAUUAUUUUUUUUUAUUAUUAUUAUUAUUAUAAUUAUUUCAUGGGAGGGUCUGGAUUUUAACUUUUUUUAAUGUUGUUAAUUCUUUAUAAGAGAAGAAAAACCAAUCUAUAAUUAUUACCUCUUGACCUGUUUGUUUGUAAAGAAAUCACUGCAAAAAAAAAAAAAAAAAAAAAAAAAAGGAAAAAAAAGAACCCAAUUGCACACAGCUCGAUUUACACUGGAACUGUUUCUACUCAAACCUUGCGCCUGCUCCGUGAGGGGAGGUUUCAUCUCUGCUCCGGCCACCGGGGUUAAACUUUUUUGUUUUUUGGAACACUCUGUUCUUGCUGUCUGUGUAUCCGUCCGUGUGUCCGUCCUCCCCAAGACUCCCCCAGUUGUCUGUGAUGUUGUGUAAAGUGAGGAGUGUGUUUUGCCUCGUGUUGGGAGUCGUUCUGCCUCCUCCUCCCGGUGGAGUUUGGGGCCAGGUGGUGCGGAGCUGUGGUGGGACCCGUGUCCGUGUCCUCAAUGUCCAGCUUUCCCUUCCUUCCCUUCCCUUCCUUCCCGGUUUGUCCGGCCUCGGAUCUCAGGCCGAGGUUCCCGUGUGUCUGUGGAACAUUUAUCUUCUUUAACCAAACCCUUCUGCGUUCAGAAACCAAGGUGGUGGGUGGGCUCUUCAGCUGCUCUAACAGGACCCUGCUGGGUUGGGGACAAAGUCUUGGAGACUGUGACAUUAAACUGCCAUAGGAAAGCCCCCCCCCCAUGCCGGUGGGUCCGUCUGCUGCCCGUCCCCCUGCCAACCCCACGGGCUCCAGUGUCCCACCACGAGUCUCCGGUCCCCGUUAACGGCGCGGGGUCUUCUCCAGGGCACCGCAUCAGCUGCGUGACCCGCACCCACCCGCUCCCCCCACCCCCAAACUGUAGCCACAACAUGCAUCUGCCUCAGCGCUAAACCAAACAGCGGUUCGGGCCGGAGAGGGUCCCCCGGGGGCGAGGGGCAGGACAGGGAACCCCCCCCCCCUACAAGAGAGAAGACUGGUUUGUAGAGAGAUGCCAAAACCAGGGUGGAUCGGCGCCAGGAACGCUGAUUAUGUAGCAUUUACACAGCACUUUUCACACAAAAGCCGUGCCGGGAGGAGCGGUGCUCACGCAGCUGAGGGGCAGCAAACACAGGAACGUGCCCAACUCCCAAAAUGUUGGUGGCAGCAGCCGGGGAAAAAUGUCCCAGUAUGGGCAGUUGAGGAGAAGAUGCCACCAGCAGGGCCGGGGGGUGCCGGGGGGGCUGGUGGUGCUGGGGGGAGGCAGGUACGGCGCAGGGUGGACCCGUGGUACGCUGGCUUCAGAAACAGAUUCUCUUGGUACUUAUCUGACCCUUUUUAUUUGUUUCGUUUUGUAUAUUUUAUUAGAAACGGACUGUAAAAUAGCCACUUAGACACUUUACCUCUUCAGUAUGCAAAUGUAAAUACGAUGUAAUAUAGGAAAUCUUUUGUUUAAUAUAAAAACAAGGCUGUCGAUUUCUGCUGUACAUUAUUAAAAGUUUGUUUUAUUCA